AUGGGUGAAGGCCAGCAAAGCAUUGAUGAUAUGGAAAUGCUUACUGCGUUAUAUGAUUUUGAAGCGACAUUAGCUAAAACAUUGAGUUUUUCGGAAGGUGAAUAUUUUUUUCUUCAGCAGAGUAACACUAAGCAAAGAAACUGGUGGCAUGUCGUUAAUAGAAAAGGUCAUGUUGGUUUUGUACCUUCAAAUUACGUAGCUGUAGUCAAGGUUGAUGCAGAUUUCUUUUUAGGAUUUCUUAAUGAUUGUAUUAGGAAUUUGAAUGAUAAUACCACAAUGACUUCACAAAAACAAGAGUUGUUAAUGAGAUUGAAUGAAAAGAAGAAACAAAUUAAGGCUUCACUAAAACCUUCAAGUAAGAAACAAGCAGCACCCAAGCCCCCACCACGCUUGGAUGAUAGCACUCCACCCAAUGGAGUAUCACCUUGCUUUGAUUUAAGGCCUGUUGUAUCUCAGCAACAAAUUUCUGAAGAAAAACAUACUUGUUCAUCACCUUCUAAGUCACAAAACAGUACUUCGGCAUUAAAAGAUGAUGAUGACAAGAAAACUUUAAGUGCCAAAUCAACAUCCAAUCAGCUAUCGUCGGAUACUGACAAUCAAGAUGAUAGUCAAGACAGCAGUGAGAGUAUUAAACCAAAUGCUAUAUAUGAAAUUGUUCAAGCAGUUCGCAAAGAGACUCAGCUAAGCCAUGAUAUGUCAAAAGUUGCUGUUGAAACAGUCUUGAUUUCUCUCAGGGAGUUCCUGCCGGGUGGCGCCGCCAGGUCCAUAAUAGAUGCGCUGCUGCGAGAAGCCAAUAGUAAUAUAACCUGUCCAAAGAACGCGAUAGACGCGGCUCCGGACGCGCUCAGGAUGAUGACAGCUCUCAACUCUCUCUCCAAGGCAGCAAAUGACGCGCAGCAGAGAGGCUGGGCUCUGCAUGACGACGCCCACGACAUACAAACACAACUGUUGGAACUUAUAUCUGUUAUGUCCAAUGCAGAUGUGAACAUAUCCCAGCACGUUCUCAGCAGCCAUCGCUACGCCUAUGUGACCACUCUAGUGCAGUACUACCAGAUGGAAACGCGCUGGCCUUUGCGACAAUUAUUGUUACAGGCGUUCGGCGUGAUGUGCGGGCUGGAGCGCGCGGCGCUGGCCACGCUGGCGGUGUCCGCGCUGCCGGCCGAGGCGGCGCGCGACAUGCGCGACCACCCGCGCGCCCUCGCGCGCCUCUCGCACUCCGCGCUGCUGCUCUCCAUGGUGCUCUCCAUGGGGGACAGGCUGCCCGUCACGCACUUUGAACAACUGGGAAUGGAAUUUGCACAAUUUCUUCUCGAGCUCAUCGAGAACCCACCAGAGACGGAUGUGGAUGAGCAGAUACCGGAUUUAUUCCUUACUCUCCUUCUCGCAUACAAUCUGCAGUUUGAGAACCCCUUCGAGAACCUUCUUUUAAACGCGCUAGAGACUAUGGAUAUUGCCAAGACCUUCUGCGAGAAAAUACUUUUGUUGCUGAAUCGUGAAGAGGAUCCAGUGCGCAUGUUCGAGCACGAGCCGGCGCCCGCGCACGCGGUGCUGAAGCUGGCCGCGGACGUGUUCAGCCGCAAGAAGACUGCGGGACACUUCUACACCAACGAUGUCAAGGUGGCCAUCGAUAUUAUAGUGAGGCAGCUCGCCGAUUUAUCUCCUGGAGAUGUUCGUCGCCAACAAUACCUGAAGAUACUGCAGGGCAUCAUCCGCAACACGGAGUACGGCGCGCACCGCCACCGCCGCGACGACCUGCGCCGCGCCUUCGCCAGGAUCUUCUGCGAGGAGGGCGGCGCCGGCGCGCAAGACCAGGCGCUAGUUCGCGCCAUCUCCAAUGAGUUCCCGCAGUAUUUCAAGACU
Molecule: messenger RNA, 1860 nt
Organism: Brenthis ino (lesser marbled fritillary)
Lineage: Eukaryota; Metazoa; Arthropoda; Insecta; Lepidoptera; Nymphalidae
Source: the annotation of a GenBank genome assembly